UUGUUUGGAUCUGAUCCUACCCCAAAUUCUCUGUCUGUUGUCGAUAGUGAGAAUCGCAGAUGUUCAUUUGCGUAUACGUGACGUUCGUCUUAGUGUCCAGUUCCGUUAGUUAAUUAUUUGAAUAUUUGCAAAAUGUGUGUCGGGAGAAUUGUUAGUGAAUUUGAAGUAGAGGGUUCACAUAAGUUCGUUAACGGCAAGACCAAACCCAAUAAAGCGGUUUUGAAAAAAAUUCAAAAGUCUGCCAGAAAACUUGAAAAAUCGGUUUCCAUGGGAAAUCACAAGGAGUAUACAGAAGAUUUGUUGGCUGUGUCCACACGUUAUACCAAAGAAGUGUUUGCAUCUAUACAAAACGAGUACAAUAAGUUUACGAAAUCCAGUUUUUAUAAGAUUCUUGUCUACACAACUCAACCAGCCCAUUUGAUAACGGCUUUAUCUGUGAUUUGGAUCGCAUUUUUGAUGGUCCCCAGUAGGAGUCAAACCCUAACAUCACCAUUGUGGAAUUUAGUGUAUUUGGGUUCAUUUGCAGCACAUUUUGGUGCCCAAAUAUGGAUGACUUUCGUGUCUGGACUUGCUCUCUACUUCACGCUACCAAGGCAUAACUUUGGUGCAAUUCAACAAGUACUGUUUCCCAAAUACUUCUUGAUGAAUUCAGUCUUGAGUUUAGUUUGUCUUGUCAUUUUCCUGAGAACCAACAAUCACAAGUUAUGGGAGAAGGAUAAUAUUAUUCAGGUAACAGCACUGUCAACAUGUUUCAUGGCCGAACUCGUCAUACGUCUUUACUUAACUCCACCACUACUGAGACUCAUUGUCAAGAAAACGAAGAUAGAGAAGAAAGCCGGAGUUGGCAUGGAAAUAGGAAAGUUGAACUUUGCAGGACUCAAAGAUUGUCCAUACUACAUGAGUAUACACAAAACUUUCAGAAAAAUUCAUAUGACGAUUGCAAUGAUGAAUUUAACUGCAAUGGCUUGUACAACUUUACAACUGUAUUAUUUAUCACAUAAGUUAUGUGCGAUAUAGAAAUAUUUCUUGUUGACAUUGCCGAAGAAUAUAGUCUAGUCUAGUAAUGUCAGAAGGAACUUUCUUUCUCCUGUUCUUGACGGAACAGUUUGAGAAAUGGAAAAUCGUGUUCAUGCAUAUUUUGUAUAAAGAUAGACUGAGAGUUUGACUAGAACAGUUUCUAUAUCACAGCACCUGGAAACAACCAGCAGAACAUUCUGAGUUUUUGAAUCCAUUGUUCCUUACUAUGUUGAUUUGCCAGUAUUGUUCACAAGAAACCCAUAUAUUCUGGAAACAUGCAUACGUGAUAAUAAAAAAGUUGGCUUCUUCA
Molecule: messenger RNA, 1327 nt
Organism: Leptinotarsa decemlineata (Colorado potato beetle)
Lineage: Eukaryota; Metazoa; Arthropoda; Insecta; Coleoptera; Chrysomelidae
Product: transmembrane protein 205
Source: RefSeq, a predicted model, not a curated record